Scleropages formosus (Asian bonytongue) is the source of this 3098-nucleotide messenger RNA. Its product is annotated as ras-GEF domain-containing family member 1B-A-like. The transcript has 14 exons. Gene Ontology annotation, cellular component: plasma membrane. Gene Ontology annotation, molecular function: guanyl-nucleotide exchange factor activity. The record is from RefSeq and is a predicted model, not a curated record. Gene Ontology annotation, biological process: Ras protein signal transduction. Lineage: Eukaryota; Metazoa; Chordata; Actinopteri; Osteoglossiformes; Osteoglossidae. The coding region runs from base 311 to 1795 and encodes 494 amino acids.
CGGAGCUUCUGUUCGGCGCGCGACGGGCUGCCUGGGAAGCGCGUGUGUCGGUGAUUCCUCGGGUUCGUCUGUUUUUGUCGGUGGUCAAGUGGGCGGUUGAGCCUGAAGAGGAGUCGGUUACUCCCGAGAUUACGAGAGAUAUGCGUAUCUUUACAUACAUUUCUAUGAAGUCGUGAGUGUUUUUUUUUUUUCCUCUGUCGUGCUCAGUUUUAACAACAACACAGGACACAGCAGAGCAGGCAGGGGGGCGGGUUUUUAAUAUCAGGAAAACAAAACUUUUUUUUAGCUUUUUUUUUUUCCUCAGAUCAACAUGCCUCAGACACCUCAUUUCCCACCUAUGUUUGGCACCAGUGGGUAUAACAACAAUCUCUGUCAGACAAAAGAGCAGAGUUAUGGGGGUCUGCAUUACCAUGACAACAACCUUGUGUCAGGAUCUCUUGAGGCUCUCAUUCAACACUUAGUCCCCAGUGUUGACUACUACCCAGAUAGGACCUACAUCUUCACCUUCCUGCUCAGCUCCAGGCUCUUCAUUCACCCCUUUGAGCUGAUGUCCAAAGUGUAUCACUUGGUUGUGGAGCACCAGAGGCUUAGUGAACCUCAGGCUGACAAGAUAAGGUUAAGGAAGAUUGCCCCGAAAGUCCUGCAGCUGCUGACAGAGUGGACGGAGACUUUCCCGUAUGACUUCCGGGACGAGCGCACAAUGCGUCGCCUGAAGGACCUCACCCACCGCUUAUCCAGUGGGGAUGAGCUCUACCGUAAGGCUGUCCAACAGAUGACGCAGGGUCUGAUCCGUAAGCUAACGGCCCUUGGUCAAUAUGAGGAGACCUUGAUGAAGAUCAGCAUCACAGUGACAGACAGGCUAGCAGUGCUGAAGACCAAACCCCAGGCCAUCCAGAAGGACAUCUUGACCAUCUGCAAUGACCCCUUCACCCUUGCCCAGCAGCUCACACACAUAGAGCUGGAGAGAUCAAGCUUCAUUGGACCUGAGGAAUUUAUCCAAGCAUUUAUUCAGAAAGACCCACGUGACAAUGAUAAGAGUCGGUUUAGUGGCCACAAGAAGGCGCGCAACCUCGAGGCUUACGUGGACUGGUUCAACCGACUCAGCUACCUGGUGGCCACAGAGAUCUGCAUGCCCGUGAAGAAGAAACAAAGGGCGCGGGUCACUGAAUUCUUCAUCGAUGUGGCACGAGAAUGUUUCAACAUCGGCAACUUCAACUCUCUCAUGGCCAUCAUCUCUGGCAUGAACAUGAGCCCUGUGUCUAGACUGAAGAAAACCUGGGGCAAAGUCAAAACAGCCAAGUUUGACAUUCUUGAGCAUCAGAUGGAUCCUUCCAAUAAUUUCUACAACUACCGCACAGCACUCCGGGGAGCCACGCAAAGGUCCAUAACGGCACAUAGCAGCCGAGAGAAGAUUGUUAUACCUUUCUUCAGUUUAUUAAUCAAGGAUGUUUACUUUCUAAAUGAGGGAUGUGCCAACCGACUACCAAAUGGACAUAUUAAUUUUGAGAAAUUUUGGGAACUUGCCAAGCAGGUGAGUGAGUUCAUGGCUUGGAAGAAAGUGGAGUGUCCCUUCGAGAAAGACCGAAAAAUAAUAGCAUACCUCCUGACUGCUCCAGUCUUCAAUGAGGACGCCUUGUAUCUGGCCUCGUAUGAAAGUGAAGGUCCCGAGAAUAACACAGAGAAGGAGAGAUGGAAAUCUCUGAGGUGUGUGCGAGGCAUCCGCACUGUGCAUCAGGUCCACUCUACUGCUGAAGUACUGAAGAUGUGCACAGCGUGCAGCGGACUCCAAAAAUAAACACGUGUCGCGGUCAAAGAUGGGGUGACAGUCUUCAGUGUUUUUUUUUUUUUGACACACUGAUAAGAGACUAUAUCUGUUUGUUACUGAAUGUUUCUAGACAGUUUUUCAUCUCUUUGUAACAAUUUGUAUUCUUUUUGUAUCUUUAAUUAUUAUGGAAGAAGAGCCAAGAACAUAAUGCCAUUCUUUAAUUCAUCUGCCACCAUGCCAUGCACCAGUUAGUUGUCCUUUCCAAACAUCUUUACUGUGUUUGGCAGAAAGAGGAGUUUGCCGCUGGUUGGCUUACUCCGUCAAAAAUUUUCAAAAGCUGCUCUCUGAAACCAGCAGUGUAUCCUACUUCGUUCCAGACACCUGCACUGUGCAUCAGCGAUAUACCUGAUGUAUCAAAAAUUUCACUCCAAGCUUCACAGUAUUUGUAGUUUUGUUCCAUGUGGAACAAAUAUAUACCUGUGAAUAAUGUAUAAAUUAAUGCUUCCAUAUAUUUGAUUUGGAAGAGGGGUUUUCUUGAAAGUGUGGUUAAACGUGUGUUUAUGGUAGUUCCAGUUCAGCGUAUCGUAUUGAAGUGUAAUAUGAAAGCACACAAAUGCUGGCUGUGACCCACCGGCCCUUAUUGUCUGCGGCAUUAAUAAGGCGAGACGCUUUAAUGAAGUGUUUGUGUGCAGAUGCCAGGACCACCUCCCUUUUUCUUUAUUACCAGUGUUGUUUGGACUCCUCCGUCAGCCACUUUACAAAGUAAAUAUAGCACUGAAGUACGACUAGUGGUCCAGCGCUUACAUUCCUCCGGUGCAAGAGAGGAACUGAAUUUCACGCCACGUAUUACUAGAGAUGUAGUAAUUUUACGCAAACCUUGUGUGUGGCAGAAGAGAGAGUCAAAAAUAUUGACAGUACCUGUUUUCAUAUAAUGUGAAAUGUCAGAGAUGCACUUUGCAAGUGUGUUUUUGGUCAUGUUUUUCUAUUGUGUUUUCACAUUUUUGAAAUGUACGUUUCCAAAUACUUUUGGGGCUAUUGUCUUUUUCAUUUUAUUUGCUCAGACUGCUAUAACAUUGUUCUCAAUUCUGCACUAGGUACAUAACAAGCUUUGGUAGUUAUUGCCCUCGCAUAUUUUAUAAAAAUUUAUAGGGGGAAAACUAUUAAGGUUCCGGUACGUAAAAAUUAAGUUAAACCUUUUCGUGGUUAUUUAGCUUACCCUGACAUUGCUUUUUCUUUAAUGAAAACCCACUUGUGUUACAUUAAAUCAUAUAGGUGUACUGUGUAAAAUAUAUAUACUUUUCUGCGUACUGUAUGUAUUGUCUCUCCCGAUGGG